UUGUGUCAAUAUCCAACUAUAUUGGUUCACCUCCAAAGUCCUUAAAUUUUCAAAAUAUUGGUAAUCAACAAUGGCUUCCUCUGUUCAUUCUUCCCAUUCAAAUGCUUCAGUCCUAAUCUUCCUGUUCGUGUCAGCAAUCCUUGGCUCAUUGAGUAAGGUUGUGUUAGCUGGUAACUUUUACAAAAAUGUUGAAAUUACUUGGGGAGAUGGACGUGCUCAGAUUUUAGACAAUGGCAAGCUUCUUAAUCUCUCCCUUGACAAAGCCUCUGGCUCAGGUUUCCAAUCCAAGAAUGAAUUCCUUUAUGGUAAGUUUGAUAUGAAGCUUAAGCUUGUCCCUGGAAACUCCGCUGGCGUUGUCACGGCCUACUAUUUGCGUUCGCAAGGAUCAAGCUGGGAUGAGAUAGACUUCGAGUUCUUGGGAAACUUGAGUGGAGAACCUUAUAUUGUCCAUACUAAUGUGUACAGCCAAGGAAAAGGAGACAGAGAGCAACAAUUUUAUCUCUGGUUUGAUCCUACUGCUAAUUUCCACACCUAUUCCAUUCUCUGGAAUCCUGGACAUGUUGUAUUCUAUGUUGAUGGGAAACCAAUAAGGGAGUUCAAAAACUUGGAGCCCUUUGGUGUUCCAUACCCAAAGAACCAGUCAGUGAGAAUCCACUCGAGCAUUUGGAAUGCUGAUGAUUGGGCUACUAGAGGAGGUUUGGUGAAGACAGAUUGGAUUCAAGCUCCAUUUAUUUCAAGCUUCAAGGAUUUGAGAACCAAUGCUUGUGUUUGGUCUAAUGGAGUGUCUUCCUGUUCUUCUAAUUCCACUAGUGAUGCUUGGAGGCUCUCCCAAGAACUUGAUUCAACCAGCCAAAAGAGACUGAAAUGGGUGCAGAGGAAAUUCAUGGUUUACAAUUACUGCACUGACAUAAAUCGGUUCCCUCAUGGCCUUCCUUUGGAAUGCACUGUCACUACCAAAUCCUGAUGACCAAACUAAAUUGACACAACAUUUUCUCCAAUAAUUUUAUUCUACUUCCCAGAUCUUAAUUUGUCCUUUGAUGUUUUGGUUAGUAUUAAUAAUUCAACAAAAAUUCAUUUCUUUAAACAA
Molecule: messenger RNA, 1087 nt
Organism: Ziziphus jujuba (common jujube)
Lineage: Eukaryota; Viridiplantae; Streptophyta; Magnoliopsida; Rosales; Rhamnaceae
Product: xyloglucan endotransglucosylase/hydrolase protein 22
Exons: 3
Coding region: 71-964 (297 amino acids)
Biological process (GO): xyloglucan metabolic process; cell wall biogenesis
Cellular component (GO): cell wall; apoplast
Molecular function (GO): hydrolase activity, hydrolyzing O-glycosyl compounds; xyloglucan:xyloglucosyl transferase activity
Source: RefSeq, a predicted model, not a curated record